Messenger RNA from Leishmania mexicana MHOM/GT/2001/U1103, 270 nucleotides. RefSeq names its product putative Dynein light chain 1, cytoplasmic. The transcript has a single exon. Bases 1 to 270 code for a protein of 89 amino acids. Gene Ontology annotation, biological process: microtubule-based process. Gene Ontology annotation, cellular component: dynein complex. The record is from RefSeq and is a predicted model, not a curated record. NCBI's taxonomy places the organism in Eukaryota, Euglenozoa, Kinetoplastea, Trypanosomatida, Trypanosomatidae. Gene Ontology annotation, molecular function: dynein light intermediate chain binding; dynein intermediate chain binding.
AUGAGCGAGCGGAAGCCCGACGUCAAGUUGGCGGACAUUAGUCCGGACAUGCAGACAGACGCCUUAGACAUCGCCACCAAAGCCAUCAAGGAGCAUCAUCUAGAGAAAGAUAUGGCCGCACACAUCAAGCGCGAGUUUGACAAGCGCUACUUCCCUACGUGGCACUGCAUUGUGGGCCGCAACUUCGGUGCCGAUGUCGAACAUGAGGCCAAGAAUUUCAUAUACCUCUACGUUGGGCAGGUGUCAGUGCUCUUGUGGAAGACGGCGUAG